GGUGAGUCCACUGCACUAGCGCACGCCGCGGACGGUGGAUUUAACGUUGCUGCGCCUUCUCCCCAUCCGCACGCACUCUAUUGCUCCUCCUGCCCAUUCCAGCCCGAGCGCCUGCCUGCGGCUCCUUCCGGCGCUGUCUCAGUGCGGGUUCUUGAGCACUAUCUUCCGAGCUGCAUCCACAAAUCCCACGCUUACUCCUUGCAUUCAACGCCGACGUACCCACUGGUCUCCAAGACCGACAAUGUCAGACUAUAUUACGCCGUUGAAUGUCCUCGCGGGCGUCAUAGUCCUCGUCGCAUCCAGCUUCAUCAUGCCUGAGUUCCGCGAAAUGGCAAAGGUGACCCUCUUCGGGUCGGGCAACAAGGGCGGCGCGAAGUUCACGCCUGCAAAAGAUAUCCCCUCGCUGGCGGACAAGGUCGUGCUCAUCACUGGUGCCGCGGGGGACCUGGGUCGCCAGACUGCCAUUGAACUCGCAAAGUAUGGACGCCCGGCGCGCAUAUACGUCGCUGACCUGCCGCGGGGGGAUGUAGAGAAGAAGGCUGUUAUCGAGCGCAUCACGCGCGAGGCGUACGAGCAAGAGAAAGACGCCACGACACCGAGAACAGAAGUCCGCUUCCUCGACCUGGAUCUGACCUCGUUUGACAGCGUGCGAGCGUGCGCCGCUGAAUUCGUGGCCAAAGAAGAGCGGCUGGAUAUCCUGUUCCUCAACGCGGGCAUCAUCCGCGUCGCAAAGGGGACCACGAAGGAGGGCUACGAAGUCCACUUCGGCCUCAACUAUCUGGGGCACGCGCUCCUUGCCAAACUCCUCAUCCCGACGCUCGAGAAGACCGCACCAGCAGCCUCGAAACCCCGCGUCGUCGUCGUCUCAAGCGAGGGCCACGCCAUGGCACCCAAGGGUGGCAUCCAGUUCGACAACCUGAAGGGCGAAUGCGCAGCCAUGGACUACUCCCAACGCUACGGCCAAUCCAAACUCGCCCUCAUCCACCUCACCCGGCACCUCUCCACGCUCCACCCCUCUCUCACCACCGCCGCCGUGCACCCCGGCCGCAUCCUCACCGGCAUGGCCGACGCCCUGAAAAAGGAAUCCCUCCUCGUCAAGCUCACCGCGCCCAUCGCGCCCUUCUUCUGCGUGCCCGUGUCCGUGGGCAUCAUUAACCACUUGUGGGCGGCUACCAGCCCCGACGUGGUCAGCGGGUCUUACUACGAGCCUGUGGGUGUGCCGGGGAAGGAGAGCGCGUUGGCGAGGGACGAAGCGUUGGGAAAGAGGUUGGUGGAGUGGACGGAGGAGCAGGUCAAGGAUGUGAAGCCUUUGGCGUAAGGCAGGCUUGGGAUGGUGGUGUGCAUGGGGCGAAUGUACUGGAUUGGAUGUGCUGGAUGCGAUGGAAUAGAAUGUAGAAUACCCUACCUGCUGUAUAACAAAUACUUGUCCACGACUUU
Molecule: messenger RNA, 1437 nt
Organism: Paraphaeosphaeria sporulosa
Lineage: Eukaryota; Fungi; Ascomycota; Dothideomycetes; Pleosporales; Didymosphaeriaceae
Product: NAD(P)-binding protein
Exons: 2
Coding region: 311-1318 (335 amino acids)
Molecular function (GO): oxidoreductase activity
Source: RefSeq, a predicted model, not a curated record